CAAGAGCUACAAAAUAUAAUAAUAAUAUAUAUAUAUAUAUAUAUAUAUAUAUAUAUAUAUAUGUUUUUUUUUCCUUCUCUUCCUGCUUAGGACUUUAAGUAAUUAUAUAUAUAAUUAUAUUUUUAUAUAUAUUAUAUAUACUCUAAAGUUGGAAGCUUUUUAUUCUUAUGUAUGAUGGUUGUGUUGUGUGAGUUCUCAAGGGAAGCAAAGUCCUAUCUUUCACACCUUUCAGUCUCAACCGUGGGAAGAAGAAUCUAGGGUUUAACAGCACCACCCCAAGUCCAUCAAGGUCUGUGCUUUGGUGCUUCUUUUUUUUUUUUUGUUUUGUUUUGUUUUUUCUUUCUCACUGGGAAAUUGGGUCGAUUUUUUUUUUUUGUCGGAAGGAGGAUAUGCUGCAACUUGUGAGGUACCCUCAGUUUGUUCUGAUUCCAAGGUUGUUCCUUGUUGCCAAAAAACAUUGCUUUUUUUCUUCAUGAGUUGGAAUUUUGAGACUUUAACCUGAAAUUCUGUUUUUGUGGCUCCUUGUCUGGUGAAAAAAUGGGAUUUUUUUUCAUCUGGGUCGUUUUAUCUGCCACAUAGGGCUGAAUGUCUGAUAUGUUUGUGGAUAAGUGGGGUGAUUUUUUAGUAUUCUGGUGUUUUACUUGUUUGGUUUAGUUCUGCCCCUUGUUUGGGGACUUAGUUUUUUUUUUAUUAAUUUUUUUUAGAGGCUAAUAUGGAAGAGGUUGAGCAAGCUAAUAGAGUAGCUGUUGAAAGCUGUCAUAGGGUUCUGAGUUUGUUGUCUCAACCAAGGGAUCAGGUUCAGCAUAGGAAUUUAAUGGUGGAAACUGGGGAAGCUGUGGUGAGGUUCAAGAAAGUUGUUUCCUUGCUUCACAGUGGUAUGGGUCAUGCAAGAGUGAGGAAGGUUAAAAACCCUCAAAUCCCCUUUUCCCACCAAAGCAUCUUCUUAGACAACCCCAAUUGCAAAACCAUCAACAACCAUCACUUCAAAAAUCUGCAGUUUCCCCAAACCAGCUUCCCUGACAAUUCAAUUCAGGAACUUGGUUCAACCAUUAAGAAUUCACUCUCUCUUGGACAACCCUCUUUGGAAUUGAGCUCCAAUGGGAAAAGUCCUCUUCACCUCACACAGCAGGCUUCAUCAAAUCACUAUCACUUCUUUCAGCAGCAGCAACAACAGCAACAGCAAAGGCUGUUGCUGCAGCAGCAGCAACAACAACAACAACAAAUGAAGCAUCAAGCAGAAAUGAUGUUCCGAAGGAACAACAGUGGCAUAAACCUGAAUUUUGACAGUACUAGCUGCACACCAACAAUGUCAUCCACUAGGUCUUUUAUCUCUUCCUUGAGCAUAGAUGGAAGUGUGGCUAACUUGGAUGGAAGUGCCUUCCAUUUAAUCGGAGCUCCACACUCUUCUGAUCAGAAUUCCCAGCAGCACAAGAGAAAGUGUUCUGCCAGAGGUGAUGAGGGAAGCUUGAAAUGUGGGAGCAGUGCUAGAUGCCAUUGCUCUAAGAAGAGGAAACAUAGAGUGAAGAGGGCAAUUAAGGUGCCCGCUAUCAGCAACAAACUUGCAGAUAUCCCUCCUGAUGAUUAUUCGUGGAGGAAGUAUGGGCAGAAGCCAAUCAAGGGCUCUCCUCACCCUAGGGGAUAUUAUAAGUGCAGCAGCAUGAGAGGGUGUCCUGCAAGGAAGCAUGUUGAGAGGUGCUUGGAAGAGCCUACCAUGCUAAUUGUUACCUAUGAAGGCGAACAUAACCACCCCAAGUUACCAACACAAUCUGCAAAUGCAUGAACUAUGUGGAGAGCUUAACCAGAUCAAGCCCAUCAUUCAAUUUGUCAAAACCUCUCUGUGAUUGGCUUGAGAUGCUGCUGUACAUAUUUUAAGUGAUGCAAACAAGCAGGGAUGAUGGAUAUUGUUGGCGCAGAUUUUGUCUUUUGGAUAGUUUGGCUAACCAGCCGUUUUAUUUAGAGGGUGAGGAUGAGGAUCACUGAUUAAAUGAACAAAGUCUGUAAAAUUAGCUAGUUUCAAUUCGUAAGAACUAUUUCAUCUUUCUUAAGCCUGUUAUAAACAUCUCAAGGUUUUCUAAAUGAAUGAAAAUGCCUUUGAAAAAUGGUAA
Molecule: messenger RNA, 2105 nt
Organism: Glycine soja
Lineage: Eukaryota; Viridiplantae; Streptophyta; Magnoliopsida; Fabales; Fabaceae
Product: probable WRKY transcription factor 21
Exons: 3
Coding region: 713-1780 (355 amino acids)
Biological process (GO): regulation of DNA-templated transcription
Molecular function (GO): DNA-binding transcription factor activity; sequence-specific DNA binding
Source: RefSeq, a predicted model, not a curated record